GGCGUCACACUGUCCCGAAAUUGACACCAGAUGGCGAUACGAAAUUGAAAUUUUGAAUUUCGCACGAAGUUGGCCCCGAAAUUGGUCACUAGCUAAUCACCAGCCGAAGCAAGUACGAUACCUACAGAUGGUCACACGAUGGCACCCGAAGCACACACGAAGGCUACAUGAAAAUGUGAUUUUUUAUUGAGAUGUUUACCCGAAGGACACACGAAGGCAAUAUGAUGGCAACAAGACGUCGUAUUGAGAGUACGAUGCGUUCGAAUCAAGUCACGAAGGUGUCACGUGACCUUUCAAUGGGUAUAAAACCUUCGGCUGACUGUUGGAAAUUUCAAUUGCUCAUUGGUAAACUUUGCGUGAUCAUAAACUUCAACUUUGGUUCCACUUUCAUUUAAGUUAAAAUGCCACCCAAGGCAGGGAGAGGCAGAGGGAAGAAGCAGGCUGGGAGAUGCAAAUCUAAAAAAAAGAAAAGCAGAAGAAACUGAGAUUUUGGAUGUCCAAGAAGACACCACUCAGUCUCUAACCAGGGAGAUGAUAGGAAUAAAAUCCAGGAAGGAUAUCAGUCAGUGUGGAUGUAAAACUCCAGAGAGGUCUUCAGACGGUUGUAGAUCUCCUCAGCAGUCCCAAGAAUCUCCGCAGCAUUCACCCUCUCCCCCUCCCGCUCCUAACAGCCAGACAGAAUCUUCAGAUGAUGGAGGUAAAUUCUAUAACUUAAUUUUGGUGGUGGUGGUGGGGGGUGGGGGUGGGUGGGGUGUAAUUGAUUUUGUUAUAUAUUCACAUACAUUUUUGUCUUGCAUGUUCUAAUUUUUUUCAUUAAAUAUUUUUACAGAUGAGUCAGAUUCAUCCGCCCUUCCUACAUGCAAGUCCAAGACCAAGCCUCAAGUGGGCAAGGGCAACGGCAAGGGCGACAAAGGGAAAGGCAAGGUUCAGAAUGAUAACCCACCCCCUGACAAGGCUUUAAGGAGGCAAUUGUGGGAAGGAAAGGCUGCGGAGUACGAGGUAGAUUAUGAUUCAAUUCAGAGAUGGUACAACACACAAAGGACUCGAUUCUCGAAGCUGUGAGAGGGCCAACCCAACAAGAAAUCCCAGCAUAGGUCCGGUGAUGGUUUGUCAAGUGGUCAAGAGGAAGAUCCCAACCCUACUGAGGAGGCCAGUGAGAAUGAUAGUGACCGUGAUAGGUUCAUCUGAUGGGUCUUUGGGUUCCUGAAGCCACACAUCAGACGUCACAAAAAGGAUACACCAGCUAGUUUUAAGGACAAGUUGGCCCUGGCUGAGACGGGUGAGCUGGCUGGGAGUGACGACAGUACCAUGGCAGUCAGUCUUGCAGACGAACCCAGAGAGCCCACUAAGAAGUAUAUUGGCUACCCUACACCGAGACCUCCUUCCAGGGCAAGAAGAGCUGCCAAGGACCGAUCUGAGUCUCCAACCAUGGAGAUGAGCGCUACCACAGCAUCCAAUGAUCUCCAAGAUAGACUGGUUAACUUCAUCACUCGAGAACAGGAAGUCAUCAGAGCCACACCUUUCUGCAGGUACCUGGAAACUGGACUGGAUCGUCUACAUGAUGCCUGCCUGGAAGCCGCGUAUGAUGAGAUCACCACAGUACUUAACCAUUACCGAAAGGUAUCCAAACAGUUCAGAAUGAGGGAAGUGGCUGGUAACAAGAUCAGUCCCUUUGAAGAUGUCCCGUCAGCAUUCCAGUCACAGCAGCCACAGCAGGCCAGGUACUGUGAUCCCUGUCUGCACAUCUGCCACCAACUCCAGAGUAAGCCAACUUCAACAGGAGAGUGGUAUCAACUACGCUGCCAGCAGAACUGCGUCCUCACCGUCAGCCGAGUUCCAGCCAGGUCCUAGCCAGUGGCCUAGGAACCCACCUUCGGCAUCAGUGUGGAGAUCACAGGAGUGUGGCUACGUGGAGCAGGCGAACCAACAGUACAACUUAGAACAACAGCAGCAGUACCAUACCCUGCAGCCAGCCAGCACUUCUGCCCAGGGCUACGUACGCAGGCCAGAUAGUCCUAUUGUCUGGGAGUGUCCGGAACCCAGGUCCGGCAUGCCCAUAGUCACCAGAGUGGGCUUACCUUCUCUCGGCCAGUCUGCGUUUGUCCAACUUCAUUCUCAGCCUCCUCAGCAGCAACCCAGAGGUCCUAGCCAGCUAACACCCCAGCAGACAACUCAACGUCCUCUUCCGCCCCAGCUUUCAGCUCAGCAGUCUCAGCACAGUGUGACACAAGAUAGUCUCAGCCAAUAUCUAAACGCAGACGACAGUGUGAAUAUCAACAAUGAUAUUGAUCUCUCAGCUUUAGUGCCAAAUGACGACAUUGUCAACAACAGCAAGUAACCAGGAAUUUAGAGACAGGCCCAGGAAAAUGAUC
Messenger RNA from Saccostrea cuccullata (small rock oyster), 2372 nucleotides. RefSeq lists its product as uncharacterized. The record is from RefSeq and is a predicted model, not a curated record. NCBI's taxonomy places the organism in Eukaryota, Metazoa, Mollusca, Bivalvia, Ostreida, Ostreidae. The coding region runs from base 1679 to 2338 and encodes 219 amino acids. The transcript is spliced from 5 exons.